UAUGACUCGAAGUGUUUGUUCAUGUUAUGAAGUUGUUUAUUGUAAUGUCUUAUAUACUGAUGAAUUUCCACCUAACGAUCUUAAAAUAUCUAGGAUAACGUUUAGCCUACAUCUCAUUACCCAACCACGUAACCAUUCCUCAGCAUGGGAGGAAAUUCCAUUCAAUUUUAUAGUCAUUGUUUGGUGAAUGAGAGUUUACGACGGUAAUUAGUAACAGCAAGUCAGAUGAAUGAAUGACUGAUUGAAACCUUACUUGUUAGUUUUACAUUACAUAUUUCAACAAUGGGGUCAGUUGCUUUGGAGGAAUAUGAACUCAUGAAGGAUUCAAAGUACAGAGUGUAUGUCUCAGCAGUAGACAAAGCCUUGAAGAAUUUUGAAUAUACAAGUGAAUGGGCAGAUCUUAUAUCAGCCUUAGGAAAGCUUAACAAAGUGUUAUUAAGUCAUAUGAAAUUUCCUGUUAUUCCACGCCGCAUCAAAAUAAGCAAGCGUCUGGCCCAGUGCAUGCAUCCGGCUUUGCCGUCUGGUGUCCAUCUGAAGGCACUGGAAACAUACGACAUCAUUUUCAAAUGUAUGGGCACAAAUAGACUCAGCAAUGAGUUGUUCAUUUAUAGUGCUGGUCUGUUUCCUCUGUUGGGUCAUGCUGCAAUGAAUGUACGGCCAUCUCUUCUAACUGUAUAUGAAACCCAUUUUGUUCCACUUGGUGAAAGGCUGCGACCUGGACUUAGUGGGUUUCUUAGUGGUGUUUUACCUGGUCUUGAAGAGGGUUCUGACCAUUUUGACAGGACCAACUCAUUGCUUGAGAAAGUAUGUAAUGAGGUGGGAAGAAGUCAUUUUUAUGGUUGCCUGUGGGAAUGCUUGGCAUCUAAUAGUGGGAUUCGCCUACCUGCUAUAUCUUUUGUGCUGUCUCACUUCAACAAGAAACACACUAUGGAAGACCAGUUGUAUAUAAUGGGUACUAACAUUGAUGUCAUGGUAAAUGCAUUGUGUGCUGGAGUGCAGGAUUCAAGUGUUUUAGUUCAAAGGAGUGCUCUGGAUUUGCUCCUAGUGGGUUUCCCCAUGCACAAUAGCCAACUGGUUCGAGCAGAUAUGGUAUGCCUCGUUACAGCUGCUCUUGUAACUAUUCUCCGGCGUGAUAUGUCAUUAAACAGGAGAUUGUUUGCAUGGCUGUUGGGAUCAGAAGUCAACAUUUCAUUACUGAGUUCAGAACAUCCUUUAGUAAAGAAAAGUAAGAGCUCUGAAGGAUCAAGUAGUAACCUGUAUUUUGAUAUGUAUUCAAGAGAAAUGCUAAUUCAGGCUAUCAAAAUUACUUUGAGUCAAGGAGAGGGAGAAUCUCCUCACGACUUACGUCCUUACAGGUUGUUGGUGUCACUGCUAGAUAAGCCUGAUAUUGGCCCGGUUAUACUGGAUGAUAUUCUAUAUGAAGUAUUCAGAGCAUUAUACCUGGCAUGUGAGAGUAAUGAUGACAGUUUUGGAAAGGGUGGCGGAACUAUGCACAAAGGAAGUCAGGAGUUGCUCAAGAGUGCCAACUUGUUCUUCAGUACCCUGGAACCAUGCUACAUUUGGAUAUAUGCUGGAACACUGUUUGAUGAAGCCUGUGAACAGCAAACAACAAAUGAUGAGACAGCAAGCCCAGAGAAUGGGUCAACACCCAAAGAAGAAGUUAAACCUGUUGGAAGUGGACCACCAAACCUUUUAGAGGUGUGCACCCUAACUGAAUUCCUCUUAGAUGCAGUAUCGUUAGAAACAUACAUGGACACACCCAGUGAACAUCUCCCAGGAUUAUUCCUUCAUGUAGUAACACAGUUAACACUAUAUUGUGAUGCAUUGUUGCCUCAAGAGGUUGCCCGAAGUCUUCAACUUUGUGCCAAAGUUCUUUCCAGAGUCCAGCCAUCAGCAUUAGUCAACCAGCAAGAUAGUGCAAAAAUUUCUGCCCUUGAUCAUUCAGAAGAGAAGAUUAAAUGUAACAUACAAUCUGAUAUUGCCAAAAGCUGUAGUGACGUGUCAAGUGGGCAGUUAAAUUGUAGUAGAGCUAACAGUGACUUUUCAGAAAGUAGCAAAACAGAUAAAGGCAAAACUGAAACAAAGAAGUCAUCUUCCAAAAUGAAAAAAUCUCACAGUGCCAAAUUUCGAACUAAGCAUUCUAAGACCUCCCUCAGUAAUUAUUCCGUAAGUAGUCCAGUUUUGUUAUCUGUAGUGAGGAAUGAUGGCAUGGAGAGAAAUCUUACUGAAGAUUUACAUGCAGAGGUCAUAACAAAGAGUGCUGAGGCUAUCAGUUCAGAAUUCAUGUCUCAUAUGGGGAGAGAGAGUCCAGAUAUUGGAAGUAGAAGUGCUGGACCUUCUAUAGAGUGUGGAUUGAACCAAAUGGACAGCAGUUUAAGUGGACGUGGUUCAUCAUCCAAUAAACCAUUGGUUGUCCCAGAAUUCCAGGUUCCAAGCAAGCAGCAGUCCAUGCUUGAACAAAGCCUAAGACAAUAUGAAAAGUUCUAUGUCAAAUUUGUCGGUGGGCGGCAUGUUAUAAGUGGCAGAAAAAUAUGCGAACUUUUUCAGGAGUUGCUAGUCAUUCUUCCUUGUGAAACUACUGAGAUACGUGCAGCAAAACUUGAAAAUUUGUUGUAUAGGUGUUUAAAUCCUGGUAAAGAAGACAUUUCUUAUUUACAUGACUCUUUACAUUCAUCGUCCAGGUGCACAAGCUUAAAGACUAACAGUUAUGAAAUGUGGGUUAAUCUAAACUCAGUGACUGUGUGUCAGAGUGAGCAGUGGGAGGAGCCAGUGAAAGUUGCUUCAAGCCUUCUAGUCGAAUUGUCUACUUUUCCAACGUAUUGCCUUCCAGGAGGGUCAUCACUGGUCGCAGAUGAACCUAUGGAGCUUACGUCAUUUCCCGAGUGGCUACAAGUAUUAGUUGUGUGUGCAUGUUGGCUAAGCAGUGCACCAGCACUCCAGUUAGUUGCAAUAUCGACACUUCUAGACCUGAUCUCUCUCUUGCGAUCACAGUGUGAGAGUGCAGGAGUCUCUGAGAGUGAACACCAAGGUGUUGUAGCUGUUGUUAUGGUGCCUCUCCUAAAACCAUGGCAUGUUCAGUAUUUAGAACAUCAUACAAAUGUAGUUCCAGUACUGGUGCAUUCUCUGUGGCACCAUCUUGGCCAAUUGAGCUCAGAGCACAAGGUCUCUUGUGUUGAACUGUUACAUCAGUUACAUAAUGUGUUACCCAGUAAUGAUGCUGUUGAAAAUAUCAUAGGUCAGUCUUUGACAGACGAAAAUAUUGAACGCAGAGUAGAUGCUUUUCAGAGGUUUACUCUUCUUUGGCAUAUUGGGCGGGAAGUUGAAACCAAAGCGGGAAUAAAUAGGAAUUUGCGAACUUUUGACAAGUCACUCCUGAAGAUGUUAGAUAAUCUUCAGUUAGCUGAAAGCUGCCCUCUAAAAUUGCAGGCACAAUCAUGGUUACUGCAUUCCCUCCUUCGUGGAGAUAUAUCACGAUUGGUGGAUCCUCUUCUUCUUAUGUUGUUGGACCCUGUCACAGCUCGAAUGAGUGUUCUUCAUGUGAACAUUGAACAUUCAAACACUGUUCUCACGUGUGCUGUGAAAGAUGCAGAAAGUGGAGACAAUCCAGAUGAGAUUUCAGCUACAGCAAAGAUCUAUGCAAUUAGUUCUGUUGAUGGAAAUGUAAUCUAUCAUGUUUCUGACUCCACCGAUCAGAGAAAGAUGAAAGAUCGUAAAGAGGAAAGGAGAAAAGUGACAAGUAAUCCUGUGAGGGCUAAACGAAUAUUUGCUGUAACAACACUUGUUGGGGGAGGAAAAAGAGAGAACCAUUAUAUAACUGAGAAGAAUUCAUAUGUUAAGGAACAUGAAAAUGCUCUUUCUUUAACCAAGCCUCAGGUACAAAAUAUAUCAGUAUUUGUAAAUCCUUUUUCAUCUAAUACAACCAACAGCAAUACUUCUAAUGAUUCUGCAACCGAAGAUGAUUCGAUGCACUUCAGUAAUGGGGAAGUUGUAACAGCACAUAAAUAUAUUCGUAAUGCAACUAGGUUCCAUCAGAGUGAAAUUGGGAGGGAAGAAAAACCAGCUGACAUUUUAGAUUCAAGUAGCAGGAAGGGGUCCAAUCCAGAGUUUGUGGAAUGUGUCUCAAAACUUGAAACAGUUGAUCAGAGACUUGCAACAGGAUAUGAAGAGAGUGUCAGUGGUGGAAAUUUGUCAUCCAAUAGUAAUAUGAAUGAUGGACUUGAAGUGGUUCGUGGAGAUUUGCGGAGAUGGUCUGUGGGGGAUGAGGAAAUGCUUGGAGAUCUGGAAGAAUCUACAACGGCUGAGGAGUUCUUUGGAAAUGGGAGUCCCUGCAGUGGUGAUUCCUCAAGUGUCAAUGUCGUGGAAGAGAUAUUGCAUGAUGUGCUUCACAUGGUGGUCAGUCAAAGUGCUGAGGGCAGUCAGGUUAAAAGUGAGAAUAAGCAACGUUUUGAUAUGAAAUCACCUGGCAAGCAACCAAUGGGAGUUGGAGUUCAUCAGUUGCAUUCACACAUGCUACUCUACUGUGGUGUUUAUGAUUCGAAUCGGACAUUAUAUGCUCUCAGUUCACUUCGUAGCAUCUUGCUGACAAAUGCUCGUAUAUUCCUGUGUGCUGCUGCUGCCACAGGACUUGCUAAUGUUGCCAGAAGCUCUGAUCUUCUUGUGCUACUUGCUAGACAUCGCAAGUCAGUCUUUGGUAGAAGCUUCCAUGGUGAUAUUGCUGCCUCAAGUGGAGAGUUUGGAGCAACAUAUCGAAGCAGCAUGUACCUGGAGGUUUUGAUCUCUGUGUGUUUGUAUUUUGCCAGGAGCUACUAUCCUAAUUUGGGACAGAUGAGACUCACUCAAGAGGAAAUUGCAGGAAAUAGACAGGUACAGCUUGCAAGUGCCGAGAUUCUAAUGCUUAUCUGCUCUGAGUUAAUUUACAUAGUUCGAGACAGUGGCAAAGGAUUUGCUUGUUACAUAGCUGAUUUACUGUCUCGAUGCAAGGUACAAAAGGUGGUUCUUCAUUGUGUUCUCUCCAGUGUUUAUAACAUGAAGUCCAUUGCAAAUAGUCAAGAAGUUCAGUCUCUUAAGUCAUUCUCAGCUGAAGAUCUACCACAACAGAGGACCUUCACAGAGGAAAUAGUAUACUUCAAUGAUCCUGUAGUAGAAGGAAAUGAAAAUGCUGGGAGAUGUAAAUACCGAGGUUCAGAUCAUUCUGAAGGUUUUCAAAUUCAAUUGCUUAGACUUCUCUUAGCACUGAUAAUGCUUGAACACCAAGUAAACUCUCAAAAAGGUGAUGGUGAAACACCUACAGCAAGCAAAGAGGUGGAUCUGACUUCACUGAGCAAAUUUCCUGCAAAUCAGUUCAAGUACAUUGCUGGUCAUGUGAUUCCACAGCAACCAAUGUUCCUUGCAGCCAUCCUUAGUGCUCUUCAGCAGGACCACACAAGACAUUUACACCAGCACUGGACAACUCUGGUUACAUCUGCACUUCCUUUCAUGGCCCAGUCCCUUACACAUGUAGUGAUGAGUGUGGUGAAUCAAUUAUGCUGCAAUGUGGAGAAAAUGUCGGCAGUUUACAGAACUUCUAGUAGUUCAUGCACCCCAGUGGCAUUGUGCUGUCUGCCAGCAGACUACAUGGUGACACAGCUGGAAGCUCUGACUGUGCUUUGCCACUAUUGCCUGCUGGAUAGCACUCAGCAGCUGUCCCAUGCUUUCAGUCAACAGAUGUUGGUUGGUUCUGGAACUAUGUAUAUGGGCAUACCUGGAGCAAAUCCUGGCCAGAUAUUUAAUAACCUGAUACAUGUGUUCAUGCCAACACCAUUACAGCAGGAUCCAGUCCCCAAAGAGAAGCUUGGUCAGUUUGAUCCCCACGUUACAGCAAGGAGGACAGUUCUUAGCAACAUGCCUCGUAUCAUUGCCAGUGUAUCAGUGCUGUGGCAGGCUGUUAUAGCUGGAAAUGAGUGGGAACAUCAGCGUUGUGCACUGGGAAGUCCUCGUGUUGUGAAGCACCAUCUACUUGAAUUCUUCAGUCCUAUUUCUCUUCAUCAUGGCAUCAACUUCCUGGCUGCAAUUGCUGUUGCUUGGCAAGAACGGAAAGGACAACUUUCCCUAGUUGCUAGAAAGGUGGUUCCUACAGCCAGUCCUGAUCAGCAAGUGUUGGUGUACCUAGUAGCAGCAAUUCGUGUCAUGCCUAUUGACACACUUGUUCAGACCGUUCAUCAGGUUGUAAAACAGCCACCCCCAAUACAAGGAGCCAAGAAGGACUUGACUCUAGAAGUGAGCAUUCUGGAGCUGUUCUAUUGCUACAUGCAGACCUGUUCAGGCCCACAGCUUGCUGAAAGCUGGGGCUCACUUAUUGGACUGCUGAGGGAUGGACUUACCCUCACACCUCCAGCUCAAUUUCUCAGUCUUGCCAUCCUCAAUGAAUUUGUUCAGAAGUGCUGUCCACUUGCUGAGAAGAAAGACAUGAGAGACCUACAGGAUAUAACAGCAAAGCUUGUGGAAUCCUGUUCACAAAUUGCUGGAGCUUGCUUAGAACAGACAACGUGGUUGAGACGUAACUUGGCCGUGAGAGAAGAGGAACCUGCCAUAACUUCAGGAACUAAAGAUAAAGAAGGAUCAGGAGUUUCAUGCUUGUCGACAGCACAGUAUAGUGUGCAAGCUCAGGCAGUUCUGGCAGAAUUGCUAGCACCGCUCCUAGAUGUCAGCUACGGUAGCCAGGAAAAAGAAAGGGUUGUAGCAUUGCUCACAGCUUUGAUGUACAACAUUACGCCAUAUCUUAAGAAUCACACUCGUCGCAACAUACCUAGUUUUCAUGCAUGUUCGCAGCUACUGGCAAGCUUGAGUAGUUACCAGUACACUCGUAAAGCAUGGCGUAGAGACGUUUUUGACUUACUUCUUGAUCCAGCUUUAUUCCAAAUGGAAGCCAACUGUCUUCCAUAUUGGAAAACAAUUGUGGACAACUUGAUGACACAUGAUAAUACAACAUUCAGAGACCUAAUGAGUCGAGUGUCUGUGGCUCAGAGUGGUUCUCUAAGCAUCUUCUCCAGUCGAGAACAGGAAUAUGAACAGAGAGCACAGUUACUAAAGAGGCUUGCUUUUGUUAUUCUUUGUAGUGAAACUGAUCAGUAUCACAAGUAUAUGCCUGAAAUACAAGAACGACUAUCAGACAGUCUGAGGUUGCCUCAGGUUGUGCCUUCUAUUCAGGCACAGGUGUUCCUUUGUUUUCGGGUGCUGCUUUCACGAAUGUCUCCACAGCAUGUUACAUCGCUGUGGCCUAAUAUUAUCAGUGAGAUGGUACAAGUAUUCCUCCAUAUUGAGCAAGAAUUGAGUACUGACACAGAAGAAUUUAGAAGGAACAACAGCUCUCAUAUCCGUCUGCUGUCAGCACUGGACUCGUCCUGGGUUGUAAAUAGUAACAAUGGACUUCAUGCUCAUGGGCAUCCCCAUUGGCUCCAACUUCAGUUAGCAGCAGCCAAACUUCUAGAUAUGGCUGUACUUCUACCUGCACAUCGGCUGCCCCAGUUUCAAAUGUAUCGUUGGGCGUUUGUGGGUGCUGCUCAACCUACUAGUCUUAAUAACAAUCAUUCGGAAGAUGAAAUUCCUCAUUCUCCUGAUUUUGUACCCCAUGUGAUGAGGAUAGCUCGCCUCAUGGACCAAAAGUUCCAGAGAUCAGUGCCAGCCUCACCACGAUCUCCUGGCAAAUUGCUGCUGGUCACACCCAGUAUCAAGACCCUGCAAGAACUUCACUUGUUCUUCACAGCUCUCAGUGUUUACUCCCCCUCAGUAACAAUAGCAGAUUGUGGACAGGGCAAGUCAGUCAGUUUGAGCGAACUUGAGGCAGUCAUAGAAAGAGAUUUUCUGGAGAAACUACCUACAAGAUAAUGGAGAAGAGCUUGUAGGAAUCAGGUAGGAAGGUUUUUAACCCCUGGUAAUGUAGAUACUGUAAUUAUAUCUAGCUAAUUAAUAAGUCAGGAUAUUAUAAAGACAGAUCUUAUUCUGCUGGUGUAUGAAGUUAGUAAUGCAGUAUUUGUUUGAUUGUUAAGGCAAUGAAAAGCUCACCAACUUACAAUUACUAUAAGCUGAAGUAAAUGAAAGUUCUUAUUAGGAGUGUAAUUCAUGGAUGGGCUGGGAUUGUAAAAAAAUGUAUACUUGAAAUUUCCUUAAAUUAGACAGUUUGGUAUCAGGAAUGUGAAUUUAUUGUAUGGACAAACAUAACGCUGUUUCCUUGUAUAAACUGUAUCAUUCAGGGAUAAGACUCUGUCUUCAUGGAUUGAGAAGAAUUUUUUAUAUAAUGUAGACAUGGAAGUUAAGUGCUAUGCAGGGAAAGUGGAAGUUAUUGCAGUGUGAAAUAUAAACAGGUCUAGAUUAAUUUCCAGUUGUUAUAAAUAUUAUAUGACACUUUGGAAAUAUUCAGAUUGUAACUAUAAGAAAACUGCCAGUUUUUCUUUUUUAAAAGAAAUUAAAGACAUGAUUUUGAAAGUAUGAACUUCUCAUUAUCAUAUAUUAUAAAAAAAUUUAAAGAGAAAUGGCAUCCAGAACUAACUGUGUGUGUUCUUCCCACAGUUGUAUUUUAUCCAUUUCAGUGUUUUAAGCUUCAUUUGUGGAGAUUAAAUUUUAGAGUCAGUGUUUUGGUAUUAACUGUAUAAGGUAUGAUGUUUGAAAUUUUAAAAGUUAAGUUGAUAGUUAAUGGAUUCAAAAGAUUAACAUUAAACUAUAAAUAACAUACAGAAUAUUGUCCUCAUUAGUUAUUUAUCAUGAUUUAGAAAUUAUUGUAGCAAAUACAGAAUUUUUACCCACGGUGAAACAGAAGUAGUUUGGAUUUUAUAGUUGAAAUUAAUAAUUAAUUUCAACUAAAACAUGUGGUCUGUUAAUCAUUGAUUGCAAAUGCUUGUUUUUUAAUCAUGAGUACAUGAUGACUGGAACAUGUGUAAUUUAUUUCUGUCCUGGUAUCUAUUGGUCUUGUUUGGUUCCUAAAGAAUUUAGAUCUGCCUUUCUUAUAUGUUAAAACAAUUGAGUCCAGAACCAGCUGUAAUUUACAGUCAACACUCUCCAUGUUUUUUAAACAUAUCUGUAUUUUAAUCCUCAUAAGUGUUGUGUUAUAUUCCCAUUAUCAGUUGCUGCUGAAAUGUUUACACCUUUUACAGAAAAGUAGGAUUUUAUGGUUUGUAUUGCUCUUACUAUUUGAAGUUAAUAUGUACAAACUGUAACUCUGAUAGUCACCCGUACUAAAUUUCAUCACAUGGGUUGCAUUCCUGUGAUUGUUGCAUAUAUCGGAAACACGUAAAACAGGAAAAGUAUAACAUGCUUUCCUGAAAGUGCAAUGUUCUAACACUUCAGGAUUAAUUAACUUUUCAUACAUAUUAAGACAUGCGGCCUUUGUAGCAGCUUCUACUGUGGCCACAAAUAGGAUAUUGAUGCUUUUCAUGAUAUUGAAAAAACUGAAUCCAUGAAAAUGUGGAUAAACACAUGUUUAAUGAGUAUCACCUGUAUUACAGAAUUUUAAAUAUGUUGAAUUUCCAUGGAACAUACAUAUGAUUACUGUAACAACAUUAAGAUUUUCAGUAAUCAAAAGUUUUGAAUAUACGAGGGUCGCUCAUUAAGUAAUGCC
Zootermopsis nevadensis is the source of this 9589-nucleotide messenger RNA. The record is from RefSeq and is a predicted model, not a curated record. NCBI's taxonomy places the organism in Eukaryota, Metazoa, Arthropoda, Insecta, Blattodea, Termopsidae.